This is a messenger RNA of Pecten maximus, 4418 nucleotides long. RefSeq lists its product as uncharacterized. Gene Ontology annotation, molecular function: protein binding. Bases 289 to 3543 code for a protein of 1084 amino acids. Lineage: Eukaryota; Metazoa; Mollusca; Bivalvia; Pectinida; Pectinidae. The record is from RefSeq and is a predicted model, not a curated record. The transcript has 5 exons.
CAAAGAGCCAUGGCACCCUGUAUGUUCCCCGGGCGGUACCGGACCAACGGCUCGAAUGGGCUGUAAUUAGUAUCACCGUUGAAAGUUCACACUCACAGUGCUCUUGGCCUCGUUCGGGUGAGUUUAGCCUAUUCAGCUGUUUGCUUCCUCAUUCGAGUGUCAUUCAACAUGACCUGUCAGACAUUGCAAAGACACAGUCUGGAGAAAAUGACAAGAAACCACGAAAUUCCUCGUCUAAACUUAAGGUGCAUUACCCAGACUCAACAGGUAUAAAAGAAACAAUUCAAUAUGGCCACAAAACAAGUAGUCACAGAAAAUGAAGAGGAAGCCAUUGGUGCCCAAAAUGAGUUGGCCUUGCAUCUGGAUGAUGGACUUAAGGAGGAAGAGUUUGUUAAGUUGAAGAAUCUGUUUAGAGGUUGUCCUCUUACUUCAAGACAACAUGAGAAUAUUAAAACUAUGGCAGAUCUAUUUCAACAACUUGAGAACGAUAAGAAGAUAUCUGUGGGAAACUACAAGUUUUUUACAGUAAAAUUGGAAAAAAUUCAUCCUAGGCUGGCUACUAAAGUGCAAGAAAUGGAGAAACAAAUUCAAGAUAUCCUGAAUGGAGGUAAUCCCUCUGUCAUGGAUGUCCCAGCAGCCAGCACAAGUCCCGCCCAAGAAGUCCAUGCUGAUCUACAACCCAUGAUAAAAAGAACAAAAGAAAAGAUCAAACGAGAAAUAGAGCAGAAAAAGAAAAAAUUCCUUGAGACCAAAGCUUUCCUCGAUGCUCAAAACAAGCUCCAAAAGAACAGAGUUCUAGUUAUCAAGGGAAACACAGGAGAUGGCAAAACGUCUACCGCCAUUCAACUCCUACACUGGCUGGUCGAGGAGCAGCAAUGCAGACAGCCCCUUCAGCUUCAUGAAAUUACGAAAUUAGAUUUAUUGGCUCCAAACUCUCAUCUGAUUACUUUCAUUGAUAAUAUUUUUGGUGAGAAUGAUGUUGGUAGAAAGGAUGUAGAAGAUUGGAAUAGAAGAAUUACAGAUGUAGAAACACUUUUUGAUGGUGAACAAAUUCAAGCCAAUUUUUUGCUCAUUACAGUUCGUAAUGAAAUAUUCAAUACUUUGAAACAAUCUUCUAUAGGAGCAGUUUUCACUGAAGAUAACAUCAUUGAUCUGAGCUCAGGUAAGUACAGAAUUGCAGAAGAAAAAAAGGCACUUUUAGAGAUGUAUAAGCCAGAAAAUUUCUCAUGGACUGAGGGAGAAAUAGAAAACAUUCUAUCUUAUGCACCAAAUAUUGGAUUCCCACAAUGUUGUCAGCUUUUCUGCAAGUCUGUGAAAUUGCAAGAUAGACGAGUUGAAUUUUUUGAGAAACCUCUCCAAUUUUUUAUGGAUGCGUUGCUGAAGUUACCAGAAUGUUCUGCCAUUUUGUUUCUAUUCCUCAAUGACGGGGAGAUAAAGGUAACAGAUCUAGACCCAAAUGGUGAUAAAGUAAACAAAACAUUGUUAGAGGAAGCUUUUGAUAUUAAUUUGGUUGAUGGUGAAGAUGACAGAACUACAAUGUCAUGUAAGAAAAAAAUAGGAUUUGUGAAAGAAAAUUUAGAAAGAUUACAAGGAUUUUUGGUAAGAAAGGAGAAAUAUCAAUUGUCUGGUGAUGAAGUGUACAGAUUUGAUCAUAACUCUAUAUAUGUCACAGUAGCUCUUCUAUAUGGAAACAAAACACCAGUUGGUUACAUUGAGAAUUGUCCCACGAAAUUCCUCAGUUUUCUAACAACCUCAAAAACAUCAUCAAACAUGGUUGUGAUAUCAGCUGAUCAUUAUCCAUAUAUGUGUGAACGUCUACACAGAGAGUUUGUCUGUGAGAAGAGAUAUUAUGGUACUAACAUUGGAUCUCUAGAUGUGUGGAAAGAUAGCAUAUUUCUAGAAAAAAUUGUCAGGAUUUUUAAUGAGAGAGGAGUUAAUAAAGUAACUCUGUUUAAUAAAGCAUGCUACUUUGCUGCUGAAGAAUGUGCUUUAUAUCUCCUGGAGGAAGGAGUCAAACCUGACAAGGACACACCAUUGUGGUCAUUGUUUACAAGAGGUGAUGUGUAUGGUAAGGGAGAUGUGGAUGUUCUUAGGAAGGUUUUUACACACUUGAGUGAUGAGGUCAAGCUUGAUUUGUUAAAUAAAGCAUGUCUUUCUGGCUCAGAAGAAUGUGCUUUAUAUCUUCUAUGUGAGGGAGUCAAACCUGACGAGAACACACGUUGGUGGUCAUUGAUUACAAGGGGUGAUGUAUGGUAUGGUAAAGGAGAUGUGGAUAUACUGAAGAAAGUUGUAAAAUACUUGAAUGAUGAGAUAAAACUGGAUUUGUUAAAUAAAGCGUGUGCCUCUAAUUCAGAAGAAUGCACUUUACAUCUUUUGUGUGAGGGAGUCGAACCUGACAAGGACAUAGAUUGGUGGUCAUGGAUUACAAGAGGUGAUGGGGAGAAUGGUAAGGGAGAUGUGGAGGCAUGUAAGAAAGUUGUGAAAUACUUGAAUGAUGAGGUUAAACUUGACCUGUUAAAUAAAGCUUGUCGUUCUGGUUCAAAAGAAUGUGCUUUAUUUCUUCUGAGUGAGGGAGUCGAACUUGACAGGAACACAGAUUGGUGGUCAUUGAUAACCGGAGGUGAGAAGGAUGGUAAGGGAGAUGUGGAUAUACUUCAGAAAGUUGCUAUAUACCUGGAUGAUAACAGAAGAUAUCACUUGUUACUUGAGGCAUUUCAUUCUGGUUCAGAAGAAUGUGCUUUAUACCUUCUGUGUAAGGAAAUCAAACCUGACAAUUACGCACAGUUGUGGUCAUGGAUUACAAGAGUGGGGUAUGAUUGGAGAGAGAGUGAUUGGAGAGAGAGAGAUAGGGGAAAGAGAUAUUGGAGAGAUAGUUAUGAGAGUGAUGAAGAUUCAUUUAAAGAAUAUAUUAUACAUAAAUUCUUAUACGAUCGGCAAACACGUUACUUGUUGAAUGAAGGUGGUCAUGUUAAGGGAGAUGUGGAUGUUCUUAAGAAAGUUUUGAAAUACUUGAAUGCUGAGGAAAAACUUUACUUGUUAAAUAAAGCAUGUCAUUCUGGUUCAGAAGAAUGUGCUUUGUAUCUUCUGUGUGAGGGAGUCAUACCUGACGAGAACACAGAUUGGUGGUCAUUGAUUACCGGAGGUGGUCAUGUUAAGGGAGAUGAGGAUGUUCUUCAGAAAGUUGUGAAAUACUUGAAUGACAAGCAAAAACUUUUCUUGUUAAAUAAAGCAUGUCGUUCUGGUUCAGAAGAAUGUGCUUUAUAUCUUCUGUGUGAGGGAGUCAAACCUUAUAAGGACAUACUGUUACAUGUGGCGGAGGGUGGGAAUGUGAACCUGUUCCGUAACCUACUGAAGUAUGACGUCACUCUAACAGUCAGGGAUAAUGCCAAUAACAAUGUCCUACAUGCGGCGUGUGAGCAGGAAAGGAAAGAGAUGGUGGCAAUGCUGUGUGAAGAUUAUCCACACUUGCUACAUGACACUAAUCAUGCAGGACAAACCCCGCUCCAUGUUGUUGUUCCAGACAGUGGAAAGAACUGUACUUAAAUCCUUGUGUGGAGUUGAGGACGAACAACACAAGUGUGCGACAGAAGAUGGUCGUGUGAUACAUAGGUGUUGUGUGUGUAUAGUCAGUACAUGUCAGUUAGUGGACGCAUAUGUGUGGGAUGUAGCACAGGUGCCUGACUCGUUUUAUAAAAUAAUAACAUAUAGAGUACAUAUAAUGCUCAUUUAUAUGUACUCUAUAUGUUAUUAUUUUAUAAAACGAGUCAGGCACCUGUGGAUGUAGAUCAUUCGGGUGACAUGUCAAAAAAUAUGGUUAGAAUUCCUUACGAACGGUUAUGACAAUAUUAUACACAAGUGCUGUUUGGGAAAAUGCUUCUAGUUUAUUUGUGUGGGAAAUACCCAGCACUGACCACAGCUGUAGAACAUAACUGGUGGAUUGUUACAUGUGAGUUGUAUGAUGGGACACAGGAAGAUGUGUGUUUAUUUGUGCGGGUCUAUCCCACAUUAGAUGUUUGAGAUUUGUCGAUCCAAUUUCUAUAUAUAUUACGCUGAUUAGGUCUGUUAGAUGUUUGAGAUUUGUUGAUCCUCUGUAAAUGUCUAUAUAUUACACCGGACUAGUUCCAUUAGAUGUUGGAGAUUUGUUGAUCCUAUUUAUAAGAGCGCAGCUCUAGGGCGCCGAAGGCGCCCGAGCGAAGCUCUCUAAAUACUGGAAAACAGUACCUCCAACAAGAGUUGCCUCCCUUCCCAUACAUACGAACAAAGAAAAUCGUAUGGUCCAAAAAACCGGUACCGGAAUGGCUCAAAACCGGAUGUAGUAAAAAUCUUGAACAAUAUCAACACCAAAGUCUCUCUAUAGUGUUUUAACAUUAGUGAUAUAUGUCUUUUGUUCUCAGAUGAAAAAUAAAUAACAAAACAGC